AUAUGACGUCAGAGCGCCGUCUGCAUCCGGUUGCGGGGCCGCGAUGGCGGCUACUCUGGAGUCCGCGGUGGAGGACCCUCUGCGGAGCUUUGUACGAGUUUUGGAGAAGCGAGAUGGCACAGUGUUACGUCUGCAGCAGUAUGCCUCCGGCGGCGUGGGUUGUGUUGUUUGGGACGCUGCCAUUGUCCUUUCUAAAUACCUGGAAACACCCGGGUUCUCGGGUGACGGGGACCAUGCGCUGAGCCGGCGGUCGGUGCUGGAGCUUGGUUCUGGUACAGGGGCCGUGGGACUAAUGGCCGCUACCCUCGGGGCAGACGUUGUAGUCACGGAUCUUGAGGAACUGCAAGACUUAUUGAAGAUGAAUAUUAACAUGAACAAACAUCUUGUGACCGGUUCUAUUCAAGCCAAGGUACUGAAAUGGGGAGAAGAAAUAGAUUUUAUUUCUCCGCCAGACUACAUACUGAUGGCUGACUGCAUAUACUACGAAGAGUCUUUGGAGCCAUUGCUGAAAACCCUAAAAGAGCUCAGUGGAUCUGAGACUUGUAUUAUAUGUUGCUAUGAACAACGAACAAUGGGGAAAAAUCCAGAAAUUGAGAAAAAAUAUUUUGAGCUCCUUCAACUAGACUUUGACUUUGAAAAAAUUCCUUUGGAAAAACAUGAUGAAGAGUAUCAAAGUGAAGAUAUCCAUAUUUUAUACAUCAGAAAGAAAAAAUCGAAAUUUCCAUCAUGAAAUUUCCAUCUUUUAGCCACCUUACCCAAUGCUGUAAACAUCCUGGGUAAGCAAAAGAUAUGAAUGGAGCAUGUUGAUUCAGCAUGGGAAGAUUGUGUUCACGGAUUUUUCCAGCAUGUCCCUAGAGAUCCAGUAUAUAUAUGACAACCACCAGAGGCUGUCUGCGGUAUGAAAAAUGACUGACUCCCCACCAGAGGAUCUGAAAUUGACUUAGUUUACUUAGCCCAGCAUCAAGUUCUUAAAAGAAACAUCUGUCAGUCACUCCUCAAAUAUAGAUAUUGAAGCUAGCCUAAAGUCUGCCCAAAAUACUGAGCCAGCAUGGUUGACUGGAGUAUUUUCAGAAAACUAGAGCCAAGUUGAUCCAGUUUAUAAAGAGAUACUCUAUGCUAUAUAAUGUUAAGCCAGUAAAUUUUAGUUUGUCUUCAAAUAGAAAAAUUUGAAAGGAAGUUUUCAUUUUAACAUAAUUAUGCAGUAAAUUUUUUACCAUGUGUCUUACACUUUUCAUUGCACUGAUUGCAUAAUUAAAUGUUCCUUUAAAAAAAAAAACCUGAAAAUCCUGUUGUAGUCAUAUCAGCCAAAGAUUUUCUCCUUACAUACCUAUCGGACUUAGAGAGUAAAUUUCACUGCAGUGAGUUGGUAAGAAUGAAAGUAAGUAAUCAGGGCACUGGGCAGGAAGAAAAGGGACCAGACCAAUAGAAAUUUUGUUUUAAUUUGAGAAUGAAGGGGAAUAAAACACCACUUUCCAACUUUAUGCAUUGUGUGGCUGAUGACCUUCAUUUUUAUCUUUUAUCAUUUUAUCUAUAGUUCUGUCUGUAUUUCAAAAUGACUUCUGUUCUGUGUAGUCUGUGUUUUGUUAUAGGAAUUGUUCAUAUAAACCUAUCUGUCAAGGACAUCAGUCACACCAGUUCCAAAGAGUAAGUGGACAUUGAUAUUCAAUGGUACAUUUUAUGUGUUAAAAAUAAACAUUGUUUCUUGAAACUGAUUUUGUGAAUGUUGUGGAACUAGCUUUGAAGAAAAUGAAUUUCUUAACAGUAACUGCUUUCCAGAAAGAGCAAAAGGCACCCUGUUUAGAGAUAUUAUUAAAUAAAGUUCUUUUCCUUAGGCUUACCCUGUGUUUAUAAUACCUUGGAAUUUCUUUAAGCAGUUUACCAAUCAAUUAAUAUAAUCUAAAUAAUUGAUACUUUGUUAUAGAUAGCAGUGGCUGUUAGUGAAGUCCAAGAAAAUGACCACUUUGUAGUUUGUUCCAUAAUAUGGAGCUUAUAAAAGUAACAUUAACCAACUAGAGUAGUCCAUCCAGAUUUUUCAGAUUCCUUUUCCCUUUCCUCCCGCCUUCACUGAAGAAUCUGGCUAAAGUCAACCUCUAUAACAUUGCCAAACUCACAUCUCAUUCCUUAUCCCAUUCUCACUCUAUUAGUGGAUUUAAUACUUAGUAAGUCACCUUCAUACUUUCAUUGCUGAGAAAUUGAACUAAGUUACUGUGAAGUUCAGAAAUUUCUAAAUCAAGUAGGUUUUUUCCUUAUUGUGGAACAAGGCCAAAACAAAUUUAAAGUUACCAAGUUCCUAUGUUCAAAGAUUAGAAAACCACUGUGGUUAGGAUUAUCUGAAAAAUUCAAAAAACAAAAAACAUGUUUAGGUCCCAUCCAGUAAUUAAGUCAAAGGCAUCAUAAUUUUGUUAAAGGGUUCCAGAUUCUUUUUAAGAUUUAUUUAUUCAUGCAUAGAAGAGCUGGGGGUGUAAGCCAGAGAUGUGGGGGAGCAGAACA
This is a messenger RNA of Condylura cristata (star-nosed mole), 2490 nucleotides long. It is a transcript of the gene VCPKMT, whose product is annotated as valosin containing protein lysine (K) methyltransferase. Gene Ontology annotation, cellular component: cytoplasm; cytosol. The record is from RefSeq and is a predicted model, not a curated record. The transcript has 6 exons. The coding region runs from base 44 to 730 and encodes 228 amino acids. NCBI's taxonomy places the organism in Eukaryota, Metazoa, Chordata, Mammalia, Eulipotyphla, Talpidae. Gene Ontology annotation, molecular function: protein-lysine N-methyltransferase activity. Gene Ontology annotation, biological process: peptidyl-lysine methylation.